UCUAUGGUUGUGGAAAUAGCAUUCUGCUAACCUCUGAUAAAGAUUUGUAAACGAAAAAAAAAUUGAAAUGGGGGAUCAAACAAAUAAUAUGCCUCCCCCUAUGAAUCCAAUGAUGAUACCCCCUUUCGGACCUCCUGGUACUCAGGGUUGGACCGGGGACGAAUUUGAACGACCUCCUCCUAUGGGUCCACCGCCAAUGGGCCCACCACCCAUAGGACCUCCUCCGGUAGGUGACAAACAACUACCUUCUUUGCUUAGUCUCAAAGUUGAUCCUCCAGAGGAGCUUGUAGGACAAAAUAGCGAAGUUGUGUUACCUCAAGUUUUAGAAGAAGUAUUGGCUUUGAAAAAUCAAAGAGCUAUGGAACUUGGAACAGAUGACUCAGGAUCUGGGGCACCAAUCCUCAGAGAAACUCCUGCUGUUCCUGCCGAGAAUGAAAUUAUUUGGGAGAAAGAUGAUACAGUGGAAGAGAAUAAUGAAAAGGGUGAUACCAAGUCAAAUAAAGAGAAUAAAUCUAAUAAAAACAAAAAGAAAAAAAAGAAGAAGAGGAAGAAUAGGAUACAGCCAGAAAAAAAAUUAGAAAAUGGUGAUAAAACGAAUGCUGAGGGAAUGGAUGCAAAGGAAGAUGUAGAAGUAGAAUAUGUCCAAGAAUCUGUAAGUUUACAUGAACUAGCUCCACAAUACCGGCAGUUUUAUCACAUCUUAGAAGCUUUCAAAAUUAGUGAACAAAAGUCAGAUCUACCUCCUCCAACUUUAGCAACACCAACAUUUUUAUCAAGUAAAGCCGGAAUUAUAACUGCUAGUGAUCAGUUCCAAGAAGAUGGAGAGGAUGGAGAUGAGAAAAAACCUGAGGAUAAAUCCAAACUUUCUAAACGUAAGUUGAAGAAAAUGACACGUCUCAGUGUAGCUGAGCUGAAGCAGCUUGUGAAUAGACCAGAUGUUGUUGAAAUGCAUGAUGUCACUGCGAGAGAUCCAAAAUUGCUUGUCCAAUUGAAAGCUCACCGUAACACAGUCCAGGUCCCACGUCAUUGGUGUUUCAAAAGAAAAUAUUUGCAAGGCAAAAGGGGUAUAGAGAAACCACCAUUUAACUUACCUGAUUUCAUUAAACGUACUGGUAUCAUGGAAAUGAGGGCAUCCCUUCAAGAUAAAGAUGAAUCAAAAACAUUGAAAGCAAAAAUGAGGGAAAGGGCAAGACCAAAGUUAGGGAAAAUUGAUAUAGAUUAUCAAAAACUACACGACGCCUUCUUCAAGUGGCAAACGAAACCAAAAAUGACUAUUCAUGGUGAUCUUUACUAUGAAGGCAAAGAAUUUGAAACAAGGUUAAAAGAAAAAAAGCCAGGUGACCUUUCUGAAGAGCUUAGAACAGCUCUUGGUAUGCCUGUAGGACCAAAUGCCAACAAAGUUCCUCCCCCAUGGCUAAUUGCCAUGCAGCGUUACGGUCCCCCACCCAGUUACCCCAACUUGAAAAUUCCUGGUCUCAAUGCCCCAAUACCAGACGGAUGUUCAUUCGGUUACCAUGCGGGUGGUUGGGGUAAACCUCCAGUUGACGAAAAUGGUAAACCCCUUUACGGUGAUGUGUUUGGAACGAACACUAGCCACAUUGAUGAUAUUGGAGAUGAUCCAACUGUAGAUAGGACAUUGUGGGGAGAAUUAGAGUCGGAAUCCGAAGAAGAAAGUGAAGAAGAAGAGGAGGAAGAAGAGAAAGAUGCAGUUCCGGACGAAUCUGGUCUGGUCACUCCGGCUGAAGGUUUGGUCACUCCAAGUGGUCUCACAAGUAUACCGGCUGGUAUGGAAACACCGGAGGCUAUAGAGUUGAGAAAGAAGAAAAUCGAAAACGAAAUGGAUGGAUCGGAAACGCCUGUGCUUUAUCACAUCAUUCCAGAAAAACGAAAUGAGCGUAUUGGUAACUCGAUGAUGGCCAGUACCCAUGUUUAUGAUAUGGCAGCCGUUGCUCAACCUGCCCAGGGGGGCACUAGGCGGGGAUUGGACAAAGAAGGAAUGGUUGAAUUGGCUCUUGAUCCUUCAGAGUUGGACUUGGAUAGCGAUGCCAUGGCGGUACGUUACGAGCAACAGAUGAGAGAAAAUCAGUCGCAGUUGCAGAAAGAAGAUCUCAGCGAUAUGUUAGCAGAACAUGUGGCUAAACAAAAGAACAAGCGCAAGCGACAACAGCAGCAAGACACAAAGCAAACUAAAAAAUAUAAGGAAUUCAAAUUUUGAGGAAUUACAUUAUUUCCUUCCAUUCUGGAAAUUUUAUUAUGUAAAUUAAUGAUGACUUCAGGUGUGAGUUUUGUGGGAACCGAAUAUUUGGAUAUUUUCCGAUGUAUAAAACUUGUGGUUUAGAAAUAUAGUAUGUAUGAUUAAAAUA
Molecule: messenger RNA, 2363 nt
Organism: Coccinella septempunctata (seven-spotted ladybird)
Lineage: Eukaryota; Metazoa; Arthropoda; Insecta; Coleoptera; Coccinellidae
Gene: Sf3b2
Product: splicing factor 3B subunit 2
Exons: 9
Coding region: 68-2215 (715 amino acids)
Biological process (GO): mRNA splicing, via spliceosome
Cellular component (GO): U12-type spliceosomal complex; U2 snRNP; precatalytic spliceosome
Source: RefSeq, a predicted model, not a curated record